GAUUUGAGCUGAUGACGAUAGAUGAGCUGAAGGAAGUAGUUAUAACGGAUAAAUUUAAAACAAACUGUGCUGGAGUUGUUAUUGACUUCCUGAUAAGACACAGUCUAUUGGAACCUGAUAACAUGCCGGAUUACGUGGAGAUUAUUAACUUACUUCAUUCCAAACAUCCCUUCUAAUGAUUAUCCGAGUUACUGGGGUUACUGAGUUUAUUAGAAUUAAAACACCGAAUUUUUCAAAGAUGUUUUACUCAGAUACAUAUUUUUAUUGAUAUUAUUAGCGAUUUUGACCUUUUUAAAUCGGAUUGACACUUGUAUUUUAAAGAUAUAUACUUUAUACCCAAUGAUAAGACUUAUGAAUAAACAGGAGAUAACCAACCCAACAUGUAGGAAAAUAGCAUUAAUCAAGUAGAAGUCAUUACAUGGAAUGUUGCUUAAUUGCACAUAAUAUAAUCGACAGUACACUUGAUACUUGAUCCCCAAUAGUCAACAAGUGGGCGGGCACCUCAUUAUUUGACACUGCCUGAUGGCUAAUUAGAUCAUAACGCUAUCAGAUCGUAUCUUAAUUAGGUCAUUACUAGGCAGAUUUGCAAAAUGCAGCAAAACGAAUUCUCUUAAUCCCUUCGUCAGUUACAGCUAGAAUUUGGGCCUAUCUUCGGCUAUCUUCGGCUUCAUGUUGUGUUAGAAAUUACCAUUGAAACUAUCCGGUUUUAUAUAAUAAAAGUUAUUAGAUUAUAUUAUGUUGAUAUAUUACAUCGUGAUGUCAUGCAAAACAUUGCCAACAAAUUCAGUUAGGAUACAUUUUGGCACCACAAAGGUCACACACAGUUUACUCUCUAAACCCUAGAAACCCUUUUAGGCUUCCCAAAGGCCGCCAAUCGUUGUGAUUUGCCUUCUAAACUCCCGAUUUGGAUUUCAUGCGUCGGAGGUCUUCACGUUCAAUGAAAUUCGUCGGAAAUGAUAUUUCCGAGCAUCGCCGGACGCGCGCGCCCAACCGGAAUUAAAUGUGGAAAAGUUUAAGGUCUACAUAUUGUGAGCAUUAUUCGCACGACCGUUAUGAUCGACAAAAUACUUGGUAGAUUAAAACGUUUUGUUGUGUUGUACCUGAUUUCCUCUACGUAAUAACAAAAAACUCAGUUUACCGACUGAAGCCGGCAAAGUAUGUAUACCGUAUAUACCUAAUAUAUUAUAUUAUUGUGCAAGUGUUGUGAUAUUAGUUUACAUCGACCCUUGAUAAGGUUAUCGCUCGUAUUUACUUCUUUCUAAUUUCAACUGACUCAGGUAGGAUGUCAGCCCGCUCAUGCGUUCUCUUCCUCACAGGGCCCCACACAUCUCAGGAGUUCAUCUCCCAGGUGCUGUCUCAAUUUGACGCUAACUUGAGUGGGGAUAUCCCUUGUUGCAUCAUCACAAGUUCAGGAGAAGCACCUCUCUGGUGCGGUACUGAGUCUCCCGGACCAGCUAACUCUCAGGAAACCACGUGGAGUACCUCUCUAGCUGGACUCAAGUUUGAUGAGGAGAAACUUAGGGCUGGGUCCCUUGAUAACGUUGGGAUAACACUUCAUAACUUGCUGGACGAGAUUCCUAAAUAUAACGUUAUACAUGCAGUGUGGAUCACAGAACAGAUCCCUACAGCGGGGGCAUCACUAAUCCUUGCCAGUGGUCUAAUGAGAUUCAUUAAAUGUCAUCAUGGUUACCUGUCCAUAGUGUCCCAGUCUAGGGACACUAACCACAGUCCUUGGGUUAAAGCAAUGAAGGCUGCUGUUCUCCUGAAGAGCGAUGUUCACAACUUGGCUAAGAUCAUCAGCAAGUGUUGUUGGGUUACUGACAUCAACUUCAGAGGAACGGGGCAAAGUAGUGUGGACAUGACACUAACGGGAAUUGUUGUGAUGGGAAAACACACGGACUUUGUAACGAACGGGAAUCUUACACUCCUUUCUGUUAUACAGAUUGUAAAUUCGGUUCCACUGUACAUCCUAAAAGAGUGUGUUGACGUUACUACGGUUGCCAUGGAUACCGCUCGGAGAUUGGCUACACUCACAACCAGAGGAAUUUUAUGCAAAGUUACUUACCAGAGAGAACAAGGUAUUAAGUUGAAGUCUGAGUGGAUACGAGCAGUGCAAACUCGCAGUAUUGGUAACUCAGCUAACACCACGCAGGGACCUUACGUUCUCUUGUGGAGGGGAAAACUUUACACUUUCAGAGACGUGCUGCAACCACCUAGCACCCAAAAAGGAGGAGUAUUUAUAAACCAGAACCCACGUGUAGACUGGAGUCACGAGCAGAAGCUACUGGAGUUCUUCGAGAGGGCGGCCGUUGAGAGCACUAAGACUGAUAAAAGUUUUCCAGUCAGGAUACCUUCUCCUAGAAACACACCAGCUGCCGCCUCAGUUCCUUCUCCUAUGGAUUUCCUGAGUAACUACGAUCCCAGCUCGUUCAAGAGUGAUAACCAGGAUAGUUCAGGAGAAGAGUUCCACGAACAAAGAACUGCUUCGCUUCCCUUUAGAGAUGUAGUGAACUUACAGACUCACGGUAUAAACUAUUUUAAUUGUCACGACGAUUCAGACGAGCGGAUACAGGAAUUACAGAGAAAAUUCGUCCAUCGAGAAACAUACUGCAGCCUCUCACCCUACAACACCGAAGAGAAACGAGAAUAUAAAUCAGCAACCAGUAAAUCAAAUAAAGACUCCAGAUUUUACCGCACAAGCUCCAACAACUCUGAAAAGUCAGUGAGCGGUAAAGGAAAGUGUAAAGCUUCCACCCUCGAUCGUAGUAAAAGCUUAUCUCACUUACCUUCGUGUAGUUCUAGCGUUAAAAUUGAGCCCAGGCACGCCAAAUCGUCUGAAAACAUUGCUCAGAUUCCGAUUGUUUCUGUAAGUCGGAACACUAAAUCUACAGAAGUGUUACCACCAACUUCGUCUGAAGCUAAGCCAGAAUCCUCGGGUGUCAGUUCUAAUUCAGAAACUUGUGGGACGUUAAAACCCUCUAGAUCGCAGAAAAACAAGACUCUGUUGAAAUCCGUGAUAUCGGAAUGUUUAGCAAGCGAAGGGAUCACCCCUGAUCAUCCGAGGUUCAAGUCGUUGAGCUCCAAACUGUACGAUAUCGGCAAACUUAUGUUGAAAGAUUCUACUUCAGGAAGCGAAGGGAUUAAGGACACAAUGUUGGCUAUCAUCAAACCACAAGCAAACCUCAUCGUUCAACUGGAAAAACAUAAAGGGAAAUGAAAUAAAGGGAAAUUAAACUUAACCAAAGUGGUGUGUUUCAGUAAAUGUCCAUAUUUUGUAUUUGAAUGUAAUUCUUACAUCCGUUUUUCGUUUGCUCAAGGUUUCACGUAAAUGAUCAUGUUAAUGAUAGAUAUUGUGCUUACUAUUUUGUUGUGUGCGACGUUUCAGACGAUGUUCUCAAUCCUCUACCAUUCAUUAAUAA
Bolinopsis microptera is the source of this 3419-nucleotide messenger RNA. RefSeq lists its product as uncharacterized. Gene Ontology annotation, biological process: traversing start control point of mitotic cell cycle; protein localization to kinetochore; regulation of protein ubiquitination. The record is from RefSeq and is a predicted model, not a curated record. The coding region runs from base 1283 to 3217 and encodes 644 amino acids. The transcript is spliced from 10 exons. Gene Ontology annotation, cellular component: kinetochore. NCBI's taxonomy places the organism in Eukaryota, Metazoa, Ctenophora, Tentaculata, Lobata, Bolinopsidae.